Molecule: messenger RNA, 1880 nt
Organism: Salvelinus sp. IW2-2015
Lineage: Eukaryota; Metazoa; Chordata; Actinopteri; Salmoniformes; Salmonidae
Product: inward rectifier potassium channel 2-like
Exons: 3
Coding region: 1-687 (228 amino acids)
Biological process (GO): regulation of monoatomic ion transmembrane transport; potassium ion import across plasma membrane
Cellular component (GO): plasma membrane
Molecular function (GO): inward rectifier potassium channel activity
Source: RefSeq, a predicted model, not a curated record
AUGACACCCACAAUCGCACUGCAAGACCACGACCGCCAUCACCCACGGAGGCAGGCCUCAGUCACGCCCCUGCGGACACCGCAACACCGAGAUGACGUCUGCCGUCCCUCAGGGCAGAACAGGAAGAGCCCCAAACCGAGGGUGACCCCAGAGGGAGAGUUCCUCCCGCUGGACAACGAGGACAUCAACGUGGGAUUCGACACGGGAACCGACCGCAUCUUCCUGGUUUCCCCGGUAACCAUCGUCCACGAGAUCAACGAUGAGUCGCCRUUUUUCGAGAUGGACCGUCGGACGCUGGAGGGCGACUCGGAGCUGGAGGUGGUGGUCAUUCUGGAGGGUAUGGUGGAGGCCACAGCCAUGACCACACAGUGUCGCAGCUCCUACCUCGCCUCCGAGAUCCUCUGGGGUCACCGCUUCGAACCUGUGCUCUUCCAGAGGAAGAACUGUUACCAGGUGGACUACUCGUUCUUCCACCGGACCUAUGAGAUUCCCAGCACACCCUCUUGCAGCGCUAAAGAGUUGGCCGAGCAGAAGUACAUCCAGGGCUCACGCUCCUCAUUCUGCUACGAGAACGAAGUAGCCCUGCAGCUCGUCUCCCCUGACAAUGACCGUGAGGGCAACCCUGGCGGCCGCCCCUCCCCCCUGACCCACCGAUCCUCCCUCUCACAACCCACCCACACUAACUAGGGAGGCGACAGGCAGAGGGGACAGGAAGUGACCUGGGAUCCACAGGAAGUCAGGGACAGACAGAGGGAGAGAGAGGCAGAAAGAGAGACAGGCUUCAUAGUGAAAGAGACCAAAGUAGAGAAAGGUAAGUACACGAUUUAGGGAAAAGGACAACAUUGAGAGACUGAAGUUGAGAGAGGUAUAGAAAGAGAAACAGAAGACACGACAAAGAUGCCGAGAAACAAACGUAGAGAGAGAGAUACUGUAUACUGUCAAACAGAGAGAGAAAAGGACAUACAGAUAGGACAGAAAAGGAAAGAGAGGGAUAGAAAGAGAGAAAGAGAGAGAGAAUUGUCAUUGAAAGGGGUAGAUGGGCUGCUGCUACUCUGACUGUGUUGGCUGAUUUGGACAUAGCGAUCUUUCAGAAUCAUUAUGAACCCGUCUGUCUCAGACCCGUCCCGUCAACCAACCGCUACAUUCASCACUGGCUCCAGCACCUAACUGACCACACAUACAACACUGACCCCUAUUGGCUUCAGUCUGUAACUGCAGCUCCUGUUCAGUUACAACUCACACUGGACAGACACAUGGGAGUAAGGUGAAGCUACCCCCUAGACACUGAGCUAUGACCAGUUUAGUGUUUCUGCCCCCUAAUGGUGAAGGUUAGGUUUUCGAGAGGCUAAGCUGAUCCUAGAUCUGUGCCUACGGGUAACUUCUACCCCAAACCUGUGGAUGUUGAAUACUGUGUGACAGAAUGAGGUAAAACGGUGUAUAUCUACACAUUGAGGGAUGUUUGUUGAAUGACAAGGCAUUAUUGAUAUGUUUUGGAUUCUGGUCAUUUGUGUUCUGUCAAGGUUUGAGCAGGUCUGUUGUGUUAGACUGAUAUGUAAYAAAAUGGAUACAGAGAAACAGCUGAAAAUAAGCAGCGGUUUUAAGCUGUUUCUUUGACUUGUACUGUAUGUUGUUAUUCUGUAUUUAUAAUGCAAGACUAUUAUAUAUUUGCUUUAUUUAAUCAAACAUGUUGCAUGUUCAACUGGGUGCAGUGUCAGCACAAAACCAUAUGAGUGCAUAGUCUUGUAACAUGUUAUUUUAAGGUCUACUUCUAAACGUAUGAUUAAUUGUUUAAUAUGGUUAACUAUGGUUAACAAACAAAGGUUUAUAAGUACUUUGUAAGCAGAACUUUGAUUAAAAUGUUACCUUAUGUUAUUUUUAAA